Messenger RNA from Oryzias latipes (Japanese medaka), 1399 nucleotides. It is a transcript of the gene plekhb1, whose product is annotated as pleckstrin homology domain containing B1. The record is from RefSeq and is a predicted model, not a curated record. Gene Ontology annotation, cellular component: membrane. NCBI's taxonomy places the organism in Eukaryota, Metazoa, Chordata, Actinopteri, Beloniformes, Adrianichthyidae. Gene Ontology annotation, biological process: regulation of cell differentiation.
GGUCUCAUAAUCCAGAAGGAUCCUGUAAACCAGUCCUGGUAGGAACCAGAUUUAUCUGCAAGUGUGCAACGAUCCAAGGAGGAAAUAUCAAAACAAGCACACGUUUGGAUCCCAUCAGCUGGUAAACAGCGAGACCUUCUUCUGGUCGUGAAGGGGGCAAACAGAAGCAACAGGACGGACAGCAGCUGAGGAACAUGGCACUCCUGAAGUCAGGGUGGCUCUGGAGACAGACUGCGGUGCUGAAACGCUGGAAGCUCAACUGGUGUGACCUCUGGAUCGAUGGGAGUCUGUGCUUCUACAAGACUGACAGCAGGCGGGAUCUGGAGCUGCGCGUCAGCCUCAAGAUGAAAUGUAUCGACGUCCGGUCUGGCCUGGAGUGUGGAGGGGUGAAUCCACCAGAGAGCAGUCCCAGGGAGAAUCUGAUGGUGCUUCACUUCAGAGACGGUUCAACGCUCAACCUGUGUGCCAACAGUGAAGACGAGUCUCUAGCGUGGAAACUGACGAUGCUGGACACCAGGAGAAACCCGGUGUUCCAGUACGACCCGUAUGACGACUCCUACCAGGCCGUUCCUCUCAACAGCUACCACACCGUCUACAUAACUCCAGGAGCAGGUCCAGGAACUCACCAGGUGGUGGUUCAGAGGGAUCCAUUUGAUGGAGUUGUGGAGAGCGUGGCCCUGGGUCUGCUAGCGGGCGUGGCAGCAGGGGCCGCCAUGCGAUCCUUCCUCUGGAUGCCCCUCUUCUUCUGCUGAGAGGUUCGGCCCCCCCACGCCAAACCUGUAGACCUCGUUCACGUCACCUGACAUCGCAGACUCACUUGGAGGAUCCCGAUUACCUCUAAAUCCAAAGCAGCUGUUUGCGGCCUCUUUCUGCUUGUACAUAUCUGACAUCAUCACUUGUAAAGCCUGAAUUUUUCAGUGACAUUUUGCACAUUAUGAGCUGAAGAAUCAGUGUAGUUUGCAUUUUUGUUAAUCAGUACACUAGAAGUUGCUGAAAUAAAGCAUAACUUUGCUUCCUCCAUGAAAAAAAAACAAAAGUCUUAUUCUGCUUGGACACAAUCCAAAGGCGGCUGCAUCCUUUCAGCUGAUUGGCUGGAGCCUCUGGUGUGACGCGACCUUCGGCAUGAAAACCUGCGAAUGAAUGGUGCCGCACGAAUUUAACACGGAGCACUCCAGAAGAAAAAACACAAGCUCUACCUUCACAUGAGGUCGUUUUGUAGAAUUAUUUUCAGGGUCAAACAGCGAAGCUGGAGCGACUCCAUCACCAUGACAACGGAAAACUCCACAUGCAGAGGAUGAACACAGAGCAACACUUUGUUUAGAAAAUGCUUCAUUCUGGAUUUUAGAACGGCGCAGAACUGCAAUCCUGCAUCUUCAACGGCAUAAAAUACGAUCUUUUU